Molecule: messenger RNA, 1721 nt
Organism: Limulus polyphemus (Atlantic horseshoe crab)
Lineage: Eukaryota; Metazoa; Arthropoda; Merostomata; Xiphosura; Limulidae
Product: methylenetetrahydrofolate reductase-like
Exons: 8
Coding region: 43-1677 (544 amino acids)
Biological process (GO): tetrahydrofolate interconversion
Cellular component (GO): cytosol
Molecular function (GO): FAD binding; methylenetetrahydrofolate reductase [NAD(P)H] activity
Source: RefSeq, a predicted model, not a curated record
UAAUGACUGUCAUCUAAAUUGUUCUUCCAUUCUAUAUAAAAUAUGGUUCACAAUGAUAAUGAUAGUGACCUCUCCUACACACCAGGAGAUAGUGCUUGUAGCAGUGAGGGAUCCUCUCCUUUAGUAUCCAGAUGUCAAUCUCCUGUUUCAUUUGGAGCUUACACAUCACUUAUUGAACGUAUUAAUCAUCGAAUUGAAUCAGGGGAUAAGUUUUUUUCUCUAGAAUUCUUCCCUCCAAGGACUAAGAAUGGAGCUGUUAAUUUGUUGGCAAGAUUUGACAGAAUGCAUCGUGGAGCUCCUUUGUUCUGUGAUAUAACUUGGCAUCCUGCUAGUAACCAAUGCAAUGAAUCGGAAACCUCCAGCAUUACCAUAGCUAGUGCAGCACUUAAUUACUGUGGCUUGGAUACAAUGUUACACAUGACUUGCUGCAACAGUACAAAAGAAGAGAUAGAUGUCUAUCUGCGAAAAGCUCGAGAUUUGGGAAUCAAGAAUAUAUUAGCUUUAAGAGGUGACCCUCCUAUUAAUGAGGACUGGGUGCCACCAUCUAAGGAGUUCAGUUAUGCUAGUGAUCUUGUUCGUUACAUUCGGGAGACUUUUGGGAAUUACUUUGUAAUUGGUGUGGCAGGUUACCCGACAGGCCAUCCAGAUGCUAUGUCUUAUGACGAUGACUUACGACAUUUAAAAGAAAAGGUUGAUGCUGGAGCAGACUUCAUCAUCACUCAGAUGUUUUUUAAUGCCCAAACUUUCAUCAGUUUUGUCUGUGACUGUAGACGAAUUGGAAUUGACGUACCAAUCAUUCCUGGAAUUCUUCCCAUUCAGAGCUUUGACUCUCUGCGACACAUUGUGAAGCUGUCCAAGUUAAAAGUGCCUGAAGAAAUCAUCACUGCAAUAAAACCUAUUCGAGGGAAUGACGAAGCAAUUAGACGGUUUGGUGUCAAUUAUGCAGUCCAACUCUGUCAAGAAAUUUUAUCCUCUGGUAUGGCACCAGGACUUCACAUCUAUACUCUUAACCGGGAAGUUGCUACUACUGAAAUUCUUAAAACACUAGGAUUGUGGGGACAAUCUCCUCAAAAGCCUCUUCCAUGGCCAACAGCUGCCAAUCAUAGGAGAUGCGCUGAGGAGGUGCGACCAAUCUUUUGGAGUUACCGUCACAAAAGCUAUAUCUACCGCACUCAAACGUGGGAUGAUUUCCCAAAUGGCAGAUGGGGGUUGUCUUCUUCCCCAGCAUUUGGUGAACUGAAAGAUUAUUAUCUUUUCUUCAUGAAAAGUAAAAGCUCCAAAGAAGAACUAUUGAAAAUGUGGGGAAAAGAAGUGACAUGUGAGCAAGAUAUCUGGAAUGUUUUCUAUUGUUAUCUAACAAGUUCUGUCAACGAAGAUGGCUAUCUGGUCACACGUAUUCCAUGGAAUGAUGAUGAACUGUGUCCUGAGACAGCCCUGAUUGCUGAUAAAUUGGCAACUUUUAAUAAAAAUGGAGUUUUAACAAUAAACUCCCAACCAAAUAUCAAUGGAGUGCCAUCUUCAGACCCUACUGUUGGGUGGGGGUUUCCAGGAGGAUAUGUAUACCAAAAGGCUUAUUUAGAGUUCUUUACCUGCAAGCAAAAUGUGGAUGCUCUAAAAGAAGUUUUGCCAAAUUAUCCACUAGUCAACUAUCAUAUCGUCAAUAAUUCAGUAAGUUAAUUACCUAAGUCAACUGUCAUAUCGUCAAUAAUUCAGUAAGUUAA